Messenger RNA from Racocetra persica, 249 nucleotides. Lineage: Eukaryota; Fungi; Glomeromycota; Glomeromycetes; Diversisporales; Gigasporaceae. The record is from the annotation of a GenBank genome assembly.
CCCAAUCAAAGGCAUCAAAGCAACCAACGUCCACGAAACCCCGAUAUUGUAUGCUUCAACUGCAAUAAGAAAGGCCAUAUUGCACGAAAUUGCACCCUUCCUAAAAAUAAUCAAGCACAAAAAUAUGAAUAUAACGAGAAUUCUCAACCCAAGAAAGUUAAUUAUUGUGAAGCGACCGAAGAAAUCGACGAUAACGACGUAUGGGUAGAAGAACUAUAUAAUAUGGACCAACCAAUUACUGAAAAAUGA